Molecule: messenger RNA, 905 nt
Organism: Racocetra persica
Lineage: Eukaryota; Fungi; Glomeromycota; Glomeromycetes; Diversisporales; Gigasporaceae
Source: the annotation of a GenBank genome assembly
AUGGGUGGUGAUUCUUCUACGCAAACUGUUCAAUCCUAUGGUCGCCAAAUAUUCCAAGAGCUUCUUAAUGAUAAUUUGCUUGAAAGAGCGCGGCUGAUUGAAUUUUUAUUAUAUGAAGAAGGUGUUGAAGAUUUUUUAGUAACUUUGUCAGAAAAAAUUUGUCAAAUGGCAUUAAAUUCUGUUCUAUUAAAAAAAAGCACACAAUGGCUCACAACAUGGUCAACAAAUCUGGAAAAUAGAUUAAAUAAUUACAAAUGCGCGGCUUAUAUGCUACUUGAAAAAACUAUAAGAAUUACGUUUAAACAAGCACAUAGUGAACAAUAUCAUAGUCAGCUCAUUUUGAAUUAUACAGAAUCGUGGACUGUACCUAAAAAAAUCAUUAGCUUAAAACUGGCUGAGUUUACAAAAAUUAUAUCAUGCCUGAAUGUUCUUAGCUUUGAAGAUAUAGAAUAUGUAUGUGAUACUCGUUCAAAGAUGACAACGAUUAUUCCAGGGGCCGAUUUUAUUCAAUUUAUGUAUUAUUUAGAGUCACUCAUCCUUCAGUUAUUUGAAAAAUAUAUUGAAUAUGGUCCAAAUAUUUUAAUUUACAUCAACAAUAAUCUCUUAAGCAAUCAACCUUUAAAAGAGCAGUUUAAUAACCUUUUGCAAAUAGCAUAUAAGAUUCAAUCUGAAAAUCAAAAAUUACUUUCAAAAUCUAUAUAUGACCAUAUUCAAUUAUCAAAAGAGACUGAGGACUAUCUAUUGGCACGCUUGAUCAAGAUUUAUAUGAGAAGUAGACAACGAUCUUGGCAACAAUUUAAAGAAUAUAUUCCAGAAAAAGGUUCAUCUAGCUUACGAGAGAAUGUCAAGGCAAUGAAUUCAGAUUUAAAAAAUGAUGCAACAAAAGAGAAUAAGCUGAAAAUAAA